AUGAACCCUGCUGGUGUGGGAGUGGCAAAAGAUAUAAAAAUUGCCAUCUCAAGCAGGAUAAAAAAUCAGGCACAUCUCAACCACGAAUGGCUUCAGGGAAUUAUUAUCAAAACUGAGGAACAGAUCGAAGGCAUUCGUAGAAGCAGUCAAUUGGCGCGAAAAACUUUGGACAUGCUGGACGGGCGAAUUGAAGCUGGCAUCGCAACCAAGGAUAUUGACCGAUGGGUCUACGAAUAUACCUGCGACCACGGUGGAUAUCCUGCAACCCUCAAUGUAAAGGGAUUCAACAAAAGUUGCUGCACUUCGAUCAAUAAUGUCAUCUGCCAUGGGAUUCCCGAUGAUACGGUCUUGGAGGACGGAGAUAUCAUCAAUGUCGAUGUCACUCCAAUUCUGGAUGGAUAUUUUGGCGAUACUAGCCGUAUGUUCGUGAUCGGCGAGACGUCACAGGAAGCCCUGAAGUUAAUCGAGGAAACGAAAGCGUGCCUGUAUCUUGGUAUUGAUGUAGUGAAACCCGGCAACACGAUCGGAGACAUCGGCUACACAAUCCAACAGCAUGCCGAAAGUCUCGGAUAUUCUGUCGUGCGUGAAUUGUGUGGGUCACGGCACCGGUUUGGAGUUCUGGGAAGCCCCGCAGGUUCCCCAUUACGGCAGAAGAAACGACGGUCCCCCAAUGGUGCCGAAUAUGGUGUUUACUAUUGA
This is a messenger RNA of Geodia barretti, 699 nucleotides long. The record is from the annotation of a GenBank genome assembly. NCBI's taxonomy places the organism in Eukaryota, Metazoa, Porifera, Demospongiae, Tetractinellida, Geodiidae.